AUGCGGCUCCUCUCCCUCUUCGCGCUCGCACCCAUUGCGUUCGGCCUCGCAUCACGGCAUCUCGAGGCCGGCGACGCGCCCCAGACAUUCGUUAACACUGCCAUUGCGCGCACCGUCGAGCUCGGCGGCAGCACUUCGCUCGUCACCACACAGUACAACGUAAAGGCCCUCGUCGACAACCCGGGAGAGUACGUUCUCGCGCUUUCUGGUGCAGAAGGCGAGGCACCCGCAUGGUACGAGGUGCUUGUUGGCGGCAAGGCCGUCGAGGGUGUGGUUGUUGAGAGCCUUGGAGACGUCCCCGUCGCGCUCGUGCCCGUCGGUGACCUCAAGAAGGACGACACGGUGACCAUCUCGCUCAACGCCAUCCUUGCGUACCAGAGCCGCCCCCUGCCCGUCCAGAUCGAGCAGCGCGACCCCCAGUUCCUCGUUUGGGAGACCAACUCUACCCUCGUGGACAGCGCGUACCCUUCGGAUGUCGAGCGUAUUAAGAUUCGUUCGCCCACCCCUCAGAUCCUCACCCACGGCGACGUCCCCAAGGCGUACACUCGCGACUCUGACGUGACCAAGUCGGGCGCCACACUCACCCUCGGCCCCUUCCAUGCCGUCCCGGCCACUAUUGGCACCGGCAAGGUCGCUGAGCAGGCUCCCUUCUAUGUGCACUACGAGUCGCGCGACCCCAUCAUUGGCAUUCGCACUCUUCGCCGCGCCGCCGAGGUGUCGCACUGGGGCAGCAACCUCAACAUUCAGGAUGAGGUUGCGCUCAUGAACGACGGUGCCGAGCUCAAGGGCCAGUUCUCGCGUCUCGCCCACCAGCAGUCCAAGUACCACGCUACCAAGCCCGCCCAGGUCCUGAGCGAGUUCACCCUCCGUCUCCCUCCCUCGGCCCACUCGGUCUACUUCUACGACAUUGUCGGCAACGUUUCGACUUCCCACUUCCGUCCUGGCUCCCCCGCUGCCUCCGUUGGCGGCAAGCGCAACAGCCGCCGCGUUGUUGACAGCGUCCUCGAGCUCCGCCCCCGUUACCCCGUUCUCGGCGGCUGGAACUACUCCUUCACCGUCGGCUGGGACAGCCCUCUCAACGAGGCCCUCAGGUCCGACGUCGCUACCGGCAAGCAGGUUCUUGCCGUCCCCUUCCUCACUGCGAUGAAGGACGUUGUUGUUGGCCAGGAAGAGUUCCGCGUUGUCCUCCCCGACGGCGCGACCGACGUCGAGGUCUUCGCCCCCUUCCCCGUCGACUCGAUCGAGCACUCGCUCGUCAAGACGUACCUCGACACCACCGGCCGUCCCGUCGUCACCAUUACAAAGUCGGUCGUCACUGAAAACCACGCCCAGCCCGUGUACAUCACCUACAACUACCCCCUCUCGGCGCAGCUCCAGAAGCCCCUCACCGUGUCGGCCGUCGUCGGCGCCGUGCUCAUUGCGUUCAUGGUCCUCCGUCGUGUGGACUACAACAUUGACAACAAGAAGAAGUAA
This is a messenger RNA of Apiotrichum porosum, 1473 nucleotides long. It is a transcript of the gene OST1, whose product is annotated as dolichyl-diphosphooligosaccharide--protein glycosyltransferase subunit 1. The record is from RefSeq and is a predicted model, not a curated record. Bases 1 to 1473 code for a protein of 490 amino acids. Gene Ontology annotation, cellular component: membrane; oligosaccharyltransferase complex. The transcript is spliced from 2 exons. NCBI's taxonomy places the organism in Eukaryota, Fungi, Basidiomycota, Tremellomycetes, Trichosporonales, Trichosporonaceae.